AUGUCCAAUAUUUACAAAUGGCUUUUUGGCCCGCCGGCCAUCCCGGUGGAUGCCCACGAAACGGACCCGACGCUACUCAAAGAGAACUCUACCUUCAAGACAUACACCACCAGCCGCUGCGAGUACAAGGACGUCCGCGUCUUCUUCCGACAGCACGUCAAGGCGGCCCAGCUGCCCAAAGACCCCGGGCCGCUGCCCUUGCUGGUGUGCAUCCCCGGCCUGGGCGGCUCGGUCGCGCAGUUUCACCCGCUGUUGAGCAGCCUCGUCGACAUGGCGCCGUGUCUGGCCAUUGACCAUCCGGGUGGAGGACGAUCUGCCUACUCGCAGACGCGCUGGGGCGCGUACACGAUGGAGGCUCUCGCCGAGCUCCUGGAAACAAUCAUCGAAGAUCACCGCGACAAGGACGCCGGGCAAAAGGUGGUCCUGAUCGGCCACAGCCUUGGCACUGGACUCUCCGCCUUGCUGGCGAGCAAGAAGACGACGCACACCACGGAUCUUGUGAGCCACAUUGUCGGCCUCAUAGCCAUUUGCCCCUCCGCCGGCCCUCUGGGGGAGUCCUCCUCGCGAGGGUUGCGCGCGCUGCUUUGGGUCCCUGGCUGGGUCUUUAGCCUGUGGCGUCUCUGGGACAGCAGAGGUGGCCCGAACAGCGUCUCAAUUGCGCGGUUCGCGGGAGCCAAGGCGUCGCCAGAGCUGCGGUUGCUCCAGUACCGUUUCAAUCAGCAGAGUCGAACCCCCGUCUUCCGACGCAUGGCUGGCGCCGCCGCCCCGCCGUAUCGGAACGGCAAACCGCAAGGCGGCCUCCCUACGACGGACAUCUGGGGCGAGCUUGACAUUCCGCUGUACCUGAUUGGAGGCGAGGCUGACAAGGUCACCCCGACGGCGAACGUGGACAAGAUAGUCAACGCCAUUAAGACAAAGCAGGCCGCCCAGGACGGCGCCGACACGCCGAUCGAGCACGUCAGCAAGGCCGCCGAGCCGGUGGGCGCACGCCUGCAGCCAGACGACCACGACCUCUCGCGGUCCAUUGUCAACAUUACGGAGGAAGACUUUGAAGCUGCCAGAUCCGGGAUCGACUCUGACGAAUCGCCCAACGAUGACUACCUGUCGACCCCGCUGGAGUCCCCCACGGCGAUCCCGGCGCAGCCUGAGCACCCGGCCAUGGUGGUGCAGUCCAUCAUCAUCCCCGCGCCAGCUAACCACACGCUCCUAUACGCCCCGCGCGGCUCGCGUAUCCUCGCCGGCCUCAUCGCCGACUUCCUCGCCACCCACAUCACCGGCCGGCUCUCACUCGCCUGGCAGCUGCAAUAUCUAAGCCAGGAAGGCAAGUGGGACGUCAAGAACCUCGCCAAGUGGCAAUCCGUUCUGCCCGUUUCGGCACCCAUCGGCCCGCCCAGCAGCGACCCCGACGACUCGGACGACGGCGUCGUUCCCAUCUUCCGCGCGCUCAAGACGCUCCGCGAGGCCGACGAUGUGCACAGCCCCGCCGCCUUCACCGCCCGCUGGGGUGAAAUCGUCAAGGAUGUGGUCGACAUCUCGCGCGAUCAGCCCGUGUACGAUGCGCGCGGACUUGAGCGCGCUGGCGUGCACUAUCACAAGUUUCCAACCGUCUCCAAGGUGCCGCCCGCCGCCGACGAGGUCGCCGCCUUCAUCCGGCUCGUCGACAGCAUUCGCGCGCGCCAGGCCGACCGCGCAAUCGCGGAGGGAUGGGCGCCUGACUGGCGUCGGCGCGUGGUCGUCGGCGUCCACUGCCACUAUGGCUACAACCGCACGGGAUUCCUGGUCGUCUGCUACUUGGUCGAGCGCUGCGGCGUGCCUGUGCAGGACGCUAUCGCCGCGUUCAAAAAGGCAAAACCGAACGGGAUUCGUCACUCGCACUUUUUGGACAAGCUCUACGUGCGAUAUGACUUGGACGCAAAGGAGACUGGUAAUUAA
Molecule: messenger RNA, 1932 nt
Organism: Cordyceps fumosorosea ARSEF 2679
Lineage: Eukaryota; Fungi; Ascomycota; Sordariomycetes; Hypocreales; Cordycipitaceae
Product: dual specificity phosphatase catalytic domain protein
Exons: 1
Coding region: 1-1932 (643 amino acids)
Biological process (GO): dephosphorylation
Molecular function (GO): protein tyrosine/serine/threonine phosphatase activity
Source: RefSeq, a predicted model, not a curated record